Molecule: messenger RNA, 2459 nt
Organism: Myodes glareolus (Bank vole)
Lineage: Eukaryota; Metazoa; Chordata; Mammalia; Rodentia; Cricetidae
Product: sperm-associated antigen 6
Biological process (GO): neuron projection extension; epithelial cilium movement involved in extracellular fluid movement; filopodium assembly
Cellular component (GO): sperm principal piece; microtubule cytoskeleton; axoneme
Molecular function (GO): microtubule binding
Source: RefSeq, a predicted model, not a curated record
ACAGAUACACACAGAGGAACGGAUUUUGGUGCAGUCGGGGAGGUGGCGGAGGUCCUGUAACCUGCGGACCUGCUGCGCCUGGCGGACCAGCUUCACCAUGAGCCAGCGGCAGGUGCUGCAAGUGUUCGAGCAGUACCAGAAAGCCCGGACGCAAUUCGUGCAGAUGGUGGCGGAGCUGGCGACCAGACCCCAAAACAUCGAGACGCUGCAGAACGCAGGUGUAAUGUCUUUGCUGAGGCCUCUUCUUCUGGAUGUGGUCCCAACAAUUCAGCAGACUGCUGCUUUGGCUCUGGGGAGAUUGGCCAAUUACAAUGAUGACUUAGCAGAAGCAGUUGUGAAGGGCGACAUUCUUCCACAGCUUGUUUAUUCAUUGGCAGAACAAAAUCGUUUCUACAAGAAAGCAGCUGCCUUUGUGCUGAGAGCAGUUGGUAAACAUUCUCCGCAGCUGGCCCAGGCCAUAGUCGACUGUGGAGCUCUGGACACACUGGUGAUAUGCUUGGAGGACUUUGACCCUGGAGUCAAGGAGGGCGCAGCCUGGGCACUUGGGUAUAUUGCAAGACACAAUACAGAAUUAUCUCAAGCUGUGGUGGAUGCAGGAGCAAUUCCUCUUUUAGUUCUCUGUAUCCAGGAGCCAGAAAUUGCUUUGAAAAGGAUUGCUGCCUCUGCUCUCAGUGAUAUUUCAAAGCAUUCUCCAGAGUUAGCACAGACGGUGGUGGAUGCGGGAGCGAUUGCUCACUUAGCCCAGAUGAUCCUCAACCCUGAUGCAAAAUUGAAGCGCCAGGUCCUUUCUGCUCUCAGUCAGAUUGCAAAGCAUUCGGUGGAUCUGGCAGAGAUGGUUGUUGAAGCAGAGAUUUUCCCGGUUGUACUCACCUGUCUGAAGGACAAAGAUGAAUACGUGAAGAAAAACACUUGCACUUUAAUUAGAGAGAUUGCAAAACAUACACCUGAGCUGUCACAGCUGAUUGUUAAUGCAGGAGGCGUGGCUGCUGUGAUUGACUGCAUCGGAUCGUGCAAAGGGAACAUACGGCUGCCUGGCAUCAUGUUGCUGGGUUAUGUGGCUGCUCAUUCUGAGAACCUGGCCAUGGCAGUGAUCAUUUCCAAGGGUGUACCCCAGUUAUCAAUCUGCCUCUCAGAAGAACCAGAAGAUCACAUUAAGGCUGCUGCCGCCUGGGCUUUAGGACAGCUGGGAAGACACACGCCAGAGCAUGCCAGAGCUGUUGCGGUCACAAACACUCUGCCAGUUCUGCUUUCUUUGUACAUGUCUCCAGAGAGCUCCGAGGACUUGCAGGUGAAAAGUAAAAAAGCCAUAAAGAAUAUUCUUCAAAAAUGCACCUACCUCCCAGCCCUCGAGCCAUUUUUGUAUGAUGCACCUCCUAAUAUUCUGAAACACGUUGUUGGUCAGUUCAGUAAGGUGCUGCCUCAUGACAGCAAAGCUCGGCGGCUCUUUGUAACUAGCGGAGGACUUAAAAAGGUCCAAGAGAUAAAAGCAGAACCUGGCUCUCUCCUGCAGGAAUACAUCAACAGCAUUAACAACUGCUACCCAGAGGAAAUAGUACGGUACUAUUCACCUGGAUACUCGGAUACUCUUCUACAGAGGGUGGACAGCUACCAGCCACUCAUCAACUGAACAAACCAUAUUUUUAUACCCCUCAGUUUCCCAGGAGAGUAUGAAUAGUGUUUGUUAAAGUUCUUUAAAAGAACACUCUAGCUUUUGUUCAAUGUGGGAUACCUUUAGAUAAUGUUUUCUAAUUGUAUGUAGUAGUUUAAGAAUUAGCUGGAAUAUAUGAAGGACAGUCAUUGCAUGCAUAGGAAUUUCUCUAAAGAUAGUCUUGAAGACAUUAAAAGGUUUAACACAUUUGUUAUCGUUCUGCUGAAAACCACAUAUAAACGGCACAAACAUUCCCUCCAGCUAGCUGAGAAAUGCUGCUCCACAGUGCUCAGGCUGUUUUGGCUAUUUUCUCAUACAGAGGCAAGGAAAACUUGCCUUUCAAGUUACAGAAAGGCAUCUAGAAGGAAAAGAGCUGAAAGGUGACCCUGAUGACAAAUAACCCUGAAAGAGGCUUUGAUGCUGGUCACACAAAGGCCCUGGACUAAUGUAGAAGCUCGAGAGCUGCUAGGGUUCCUAAGAACCUAGGCACAUUCUCCUCAUUCCCACUCACUGGUCGUGAAGCUCUUUCCCUCUGGUUCCUCACUGAUGGGUUCUCAGCAUUACUCUCUGGUAUUUGUGCUCUCUGUUCCUCGUGGGAAGACUCUUAUUCCUGAUCCAUAUGCAAGGACAAAACAUGGAAUAUUUGCCUCCAUUGUCCUUGUCCUAGGUUCACUUCACCAAAUUUCAGAAGUCAUGUUUUCAGGGAUUUAAGUAAUUUGAGCAGAAUACAUCAAGCUCAGACUUCAUAUACAUUUUUAUUAGAUUCAGUAAUGGGGCCAAAGAAAAUUUCAAUAAAGUGUUAAAAAAAGCA